CAUUCCCAAUCAUUAAUGCGUUUUUAUUUCUACUUGCAGAACCAACCCAUUUCACAAAGGAUACAGGCAGCGCUCACUACUCUCCACCUCUAUGCCAACCUAGAACCCCCCAAACCACAAGCCAAGCCCAAACCCACAUCGACAUCAACCACCACAUCAUCAUCGUCAUCAUCAUCGGCCUCAUCCAAGAAGUCUAAGAAGAGCAAAUCAAAAUCAAAGUCGAAAUCGGACACUAAGAGCAAGAGUCGAGCAUCCCAGCUUGCUGCUCAGCAAGAGGGAAGAUUCCAGAUUGUGUCCACAUACAGAGGGGUGAAUCUGAAAGGACUUGAUGGGCAAAGUGCGCCCUCUAGUGUUAGUAAUGGUGUGGGUCGGAACAAAGGAGCAACCAAGGAUGAACUUUUCAGUCUAUUUGAUGCUGUCAUAGAUGAAGAGGCUAAAUCAUCAAGUAAGACCUCCAAAUCAGACGACAUCACGUGUAACUCGGUUAAGAUGAUCCGAGAGAAGCUAGUUAUCGAUGACGGUCCCGACAGUGAGUACGUGUACGAUCUCUACUACACAGACGACAACCAGCUUGACUUCGGCCAGACUGUUGUUACUGGUGUGCAGUUGGAGGAUGAGGAGCUAGUGCAUGAUUUCUUUGAUGAGGGUUCCCACGAGAAGUACGAUGAUGAGGAUGAUAGCAACGAUGAGAAUAAUUGGAGGAAUGACUACCCAGAUGAGGAUCCAGAUAAACGACAUGAAGAUCUCUUUGAUGAGUACAAGGACGAGUACCGAUACGGCGACAUAUCAAGCGAUGAAGACAUCCUCAACGACUAUGGGGACUACAGGAAACGACCAACCAAGGGCCUGGACUACUUCGGUGGCGGCCGAGAUCCUCUAGAUGAUCUGAUGUGAUUGGCUGAGAGGGGACAUCUUACGAUCAUUCAACUAAUCAGAUGUCUUGUUUGGUUUUCUUCUCUGAGUAAUUUUUUCUCUCUACUGUGAACUUUUGUUUGUGUCAGCAGCCUAUUAUCCUAUAAUGUUUGAUGCGUAUGAAACAAUCUGUAGAUUAUUAUGCGCAUGUAUCUGUUUGCGUAUAAGUGUGUAUGGUUCAUUCACGUUAUAGUGGAGGAGAAAAUUAUGUCUAUGUUUAGAGCAGGAGACUCAAUUUUUAGGUCUCAGGCUUGGAAAUUAAUCCUUUACAUUCCUUCUGCAUGAAAUUAGUUUUAAAAAUCUUAGGAGCACUUCUGGUGUUAUGGGAGUUCUAGAAGUUGGCAUAGGAUUUAAGUUCCUACCAUAUCAAAGUUUAUAGAAAUUGAAUAACUUAAUAUGAAAUAUGAAGAAAAAAAGAUAUUCAUGUCUAGUCAUAAAAAGGUCUCUUUUGACUGUUCAGAAUCAUGUUUUCAGAUGAUUUGUACGUAGUUUUUGUAAUAAAGAAUUGUUUUACAGUAAGAUAUCUCUACAGUUAUUGCGUAAAGAAAAAUAUGACUUUCUGUUAUGUCAGGAGUAUGUUUUUCACUGGUUUUCAAGAAGAUAGAUAAUUGGAGAGAGAUAGAUUGGAGAAAGAAAUUUUAAAAAUAGGGAUUAAGACAGGCAGAGUGUUGUGUGGGUAUGUGUGUGGUGGUGUGUGUGUGUGUGUGUGUGUGUGUGGUUUGUUUGAGAAAGAGAGAGAGAGAGAGGAGAUGGAGAGCGAAGGAAGGAACAAGAUCUUUGACACAGAUGCAAAACAGUAAACAAUCAUUCUCAAACAAACUUACUCUCCUUUAGAAGCAAUGCCCAAUGUUUGUGCAUUUAAUGAUGACUGUGCUGCAAUCAAAACCUUGUCUGUACUUCUUUUUCUUAGUAAAUCAAUGAGUUUGCAGAGUUCUAUGACAGAGUUUGGUUUGAAAGGUGCAAUUAUUUGGGGGAAAGUUGUUAUUUUUGUAUUGUUGUACUUUCAGAUUUUGUAAAUUUUUGUAUUCUUAAUGAAAGUACCUUGUGCCCAGUCUUCAUCUUUUUUUUUCUUUUUCUUAGUAAUUUACCAUCUUAAAAACAUUUUUAUUGCUUCAAUCUUACGGCAGCCACCUAAAAUGCUCCAAAUCAAGAAAUAUUAAAAGUGUUAUGUGUGUGCAGAUGUGCAUUGCUCUGUAUAUUUUCAAAUAAACAGAACAUGUUUUUCUAUACUUGCUUUAUUUUAUUUUUCCAAUACGUUUCCCAUUGGAGGGAAAAGCCUAGUAUCGUGUUGUAGAAUUUGACCAGAAACACAGAAUAUUGUCAAUAUGUUUCUAUAUCCAUAGUGGACUAAACAUUGUUUAGUAAUGCGUAGAAUUUGAAUUUCUUUGUGGGAAAAUUAUGUUUUCUCCCAUUUUAAUCUUUAGUAUAUGCCCUUAGAUUAUUAAAGCUCUUUGCCCGACCGUCAGUACUCACCAAAAUUGAAAUGUAAGAUAUACCCCCACUGAGUAAGACACAUACCUAAUCUAAAUAGUUUCAUUAGCUAGGAGAAUGCAACUUAGAUGGAUGAACUUGAGCUGAAUUCUGACUAUGCUUGGCGUAGAAAUACUAUUUCCAGCCUUGAAAUCACUUCAUUUUGCAGGAUGAUCAACUAAAAAAUGCUCAGCUAUUUCAGACUUUGAAAGACCAGAAUUCUGUUAAUUAAGUGUGAGAGGAUAUUUGUUUUAGACUGUAUUUUGGUUUGACUGGGCAAAAUUGAUACCAGUUCGAGUCACUUACUACAGCACUGAUGUGACAUUUUUCAUGUUCAAAGUUUGUACUACUAGGUCUAGCCCUAUUGAAAAAUCAAGUACUUCAAAAGUACUCUAUACCUGAAUCAAGCAUGCCUGUAUUAAGGAAAGCUGUACAUACACAUAGGUUCUGGAAAUUAGUUUUGUACAUGUAUAGUGUAAACUUGUAACUUUGUAUAGUAGGAAGUAUAAUAUUCUGGACAGUGUAUGAGACAUUCAAAUAAUAAAUACUUGAUAUGAGUACAGUGGUAGUGGGUUUCGUCUAAUUGACUCCAUAGUAUUGGGCAUUUCUUCUAUACUUGUUUCUCUCAAUCCAGGUGCAGUCUUCAUCCGAACACACCAUGCUCUGAUAACAUUUGCAUGAGCUUGAGCAAGGGUAGCAAUUUUCUGAGCACAUGUUUGUAUAGAAAAGUUAUAUGUGCACUUUAACUCACGUUCACAAUUUAAGAUGUUUACUUUCAAGUAAAGGGCAGUUAGGCUUUCAAGUAAACACCCAAGCAUUAAACCAUAUUUCAAAUUAAAUCUGAAUCUUAUUCUUAGUUCAAUGUACUUUAAGUAGUAGAUCAAAAUAAAUUUUCAUGGUAUUGGAUAUGUAGUAUGUAUAGAGUAUUCAAGCAGGUACAUAUAUUUAAUACUGCCCUUUUUAUAGUAGGUGCUUUAUAAUAAUAAUAAUAAUAAUAAUACACUGUCUGUAAUAAGAGUGGGUUCAUGUAUUAAUAGCAUUCAUGUGUGUCGGACUUGACAUUCUUUGAGCUCCACAAUUACUACACCGGCUUUAGCAUGGCUGCCAUUAUGGCGGUCUAGCAUUUUAAGGAAUUAAGCCACAUGUACCUCGCCUGGGUCGAGUGUGGCAGAUGUAGAUUAUUGUCCUGCCAAAGGACAUACGUACUUCGCUGGACUCAAAUAGUGAACCAUAUGAUCCACAGUCCUGUGAUAUAACCACUAGACAACGACACCUCCACAUGCUAUUAUCAUGAUUUUAUUGUAUUGUGAUUUGUAAUAUUUGUACUAUUCCAUUAAAUGUACUCAUAAAAUGCUUUACACAAUCCA
Molecule: messenger RNA, 3749 nt
Organism: Strongylocentrotus purpuratus (purple sea urchin)
Lineage: Eukaryota; Metazoa; Echinodermata; Echinoidea; Camarodonta; Strongylocentrotidae
Product: probable RNA polymerase II nuclear localization protein SLC7A6OS
Exons: 4
Coding region: 16-894 (292 amino acids)
Biological process (GO): developmental process
Source: RefSeq, a predicted model, not a curated record